This is a messenger RNA of Thlaspi arvense, 189 nucleotides long. The record is from the annotation of a GenBank genome assembly. Lineage: Eukaryota; Viridiplantae; Streptophyta; Magnoliopsida; Brassicales; Brassicaceae.
AUGGGUCCUCUUAGUUUCACUGAUAAGACUUCUUCCCCAAUCCCACUAGCAAGGGCAUUCAAGGCACUAAUCCUUGAAGGUGACAACUUGAUCCCAAAAAUUAUGCCACAAGCCUUCAAGAGCAUUGACGUCAUUGAAGGAGAUGGAGGGGCUGGAACCAUCAAGAAGAUCAACUUUGCUGAAGGUUAA